CAUCGCCGGAAGGUCCGAAAUGUCGCCCUCUCAAGCCGGCAGUAUGGCUAAAAUGAUUGUAAUGGUUUCAUCGUCGACUAAAAUCCAAUGCUCUCUCUCGUCAGGCUAACUCGUUUCAGGGACCAACGGAAGUUUGAAGCUGGUUGCUCUCGGUUUCAUUCAUCUCCAGAUAUAUAUACCAAACUCAUCGAGACAUACGCUCACCGUCGAUCGCUACUGAGAGGGAAACUACUCCACGCCCACCUGAUAACUAAUGGGUUGGCCCGUCGUACGCAUUUUGCAGCGAAGCUCGUGUCUUUCUACACAGAAUGUAAGCGGUUGUCCAGCGCGCGCCAAGUGUUCGACAAAAUUCCCCACUCGGACAUUCGGCGGUGGAUCGUCAUUGUGGGGGCGUAUUCUCGAUGUGGGUUUUACCAGGAAGCUUUGGAUGUCUUCUUUGAAAUGAGGAAAGAGGGAUUACUCCCAAACCAGUUCGUUAUUCCAAGUGCUCUGAAGGCUUGCGGGCAUGUGUUUGAUGUACAUACUGGGAAGAUUUUGCAUAGCCUAAGUUUGAAACGUUGUUUUGUAUCAGAUUCGUUUGUGGUGAGUGCAUUGAUUGAUAUGUACUCCAAAUGCGGUGAAGUUGACAACGCAACGAAAGUUUUCGAUACAAUAUGGGAGAAAGACUUGGUAGCUCUGAAUGCCCUGGUUUCAGGCUACGCUCAUCAUGGUCUUGCAGAAGAAGCAUUUAGUUUGGUAGAGCGAAUGCAACUAGUGGGGCUUAAACCAAAUAUCAUAACUUGGAACACAUUGAUUGCUGGGUUUGCCCAGAAGGGUGACGAAGUUAUUGCUUCAGAACUUCUUCAACUAAUGGCUGACAACGGCAUAGAACCUGAUGUGGUUUCUUGGACGACAGUUAUAUCAGGGCUAGUGCAGAACUUUCGAAAUGACGCAGCUUUUAGCACAUUCAAACGGAUGUUGAGCCAUGGCUUCUUGCCCAGGCCUGCCACAAUCAGCAGUCUCUUGCCAGCUUGUGCCAGUGUGGCAAACGCCAGGCAUGGGAGGGAGCUUCACGGCCAUGCUGUGGUGAUAGGAGUUGAUGAUGAUAUAUACGUGAGGAGUGCUCUGAUUGACAUGUAUGCCAAGUCUGGUUUUCUCCACCAAGCGAGAUUGCUGUUCCACAAAAUGUCGGAGAAGAACACGGCUACCUGGAAUUCAAUGAUCUUCGGAUAUGCAAACAAUGGUUGCUCCCACGAAGCAGUCCAGCUGUUUACUCGGUUGGAAAAGACCGAAGGCAAUACCAAGCUUGAUCACUUGACUUUCACAGCUGUUCUCACAGCUUGUAGUCAUGCUGGAAUGGUCGAGCUGGGACAAAGUUUGUUCCUUUUGAUGCAACAGAAGUACAACAUUGGAUCAAGAUUGGAGCAUUAUGCAUGUAUGGUGGAUCUUCUUGGGACAGCUGGGAAACUUGAGGAGGCCUAUCGUCUGAUUGAAACGAUGCCUAUGAAGCCUGAUCUUUUCGUGUGGGGAGCACUGUUGGGGGCGUGUAGAAAACAUGGCAAUGUGCAGCUCGCUGACGUCGCAGCUAAGCAGUUAGUGGAGCUUGAGCCCAGAAACCCUGGUAACGAAAUUCUCAUGUCGAGUCUACAUGCUGAAGCAGGCAGUUGGGGAGCUGUUGCAAGGUUUAAGAAGCGGUUGAACAGUAAAACUAGGCGGUUCUCUGGGUGCAGCUGGAUAGAAACAUGUGGGGUAAGGAAGUAGACAUCAUAGUUGGAGUAGGGGGCAGGCUGCCAACUUCACUGCUUAAGGUUGGAUAGAGACGGACUUAUUGGAUAGCGCAGUUGGACAAGUUGCAAAGCUGAUUUUGUUUCAGUUACCUCGAGGCAAAUCAAGGGUUAAAAUCAUAAUCCAGAGAACUUAUGAAGGUCUAAGAGUCAUGUGCCAUAUUCGGAUGUUCAAUACAAACACACUGUAUCUCUCUGCUCUCAGUUAAGAUUAUGCAGCUGUGCAAGAAUUUGCAACCAAAACAGCCGCAGAAAAGUAGUUCGUGAUCGAUCAGGUGCAAUAUGUAGUGUCGUUUCGGCAACUUAUACCGUGGUGGAUGAACACUUUUGAGGCCAACAGCAAAUAGAGCAACAUUUCGUGUUUCCCUUUACGGAAAAUAAUUGCCAAAAGGCUAACUUUAUCACGUGUAAGUGAGAACUACUUGCACCAACCCACUUGCCGCUCAACUAAACAAAAUACACUCAGAUUACCACAAAGGUUCUGCAUAUCUUAUGCUAUAACUUAGAGCUGAGCUUCUAGUUUUGAGAUCGAGCAUUCGAGCCAUUGUUAAAAUGAAACGAGACGACGAUAUGUAGACACAAGAGCCCCAGGCAGUUCAUCAACCUUCAAUGGCAAAUGCCGUAGUGCUUUACACAGCAAAGGAGCUGAUGGGAGGAGAUAUACCAUAUUACCAUUGCAGAAGCGUGAACAGUCUGAAUGACUAAAAUAGGGCUCAAAGAACAAGACCACCUGAAUCUAAACAUGUAUACUAACAAAACGAGUUAUCACAGAACAUCAAGAAAGGGGAAGCAGAAAGGCAUGGUUGUAGGUCCCCCGCUCAGAAUAAACUGCUAGACAAAGAAGCUAGAAAAGUUGUGCAGGAGGCUGAGGAAAAUAAGAUUAUAAAUUGUGUAAAACCUG
This is a messenger RNA of Linum trigynum, 2664 nucleotides long. NCBI's taxonomy places the organism in Eukaryota, Viridiplantae, Streptophyta, Magnoliopsida, Malpighiales, Linaceae. The record is from the annotation of a GenBank genome assembly.